This is a messenger RNA of Neolamprologus brichardi, 2752 nucleotides long. It is a transcript of the gene stra6l, whose product is annotated as STRA6-like. Gene Ontology annotation, cellular component: plasma membrane. Gene Ontology annotation, molecular function: signaling receptor activity; retinol transmembrane transporter activity. Gene Ontology annotation, biological process: vitamin A import into cell. Lineage: Eukaryota; Metazoa; Chordata; Actinopteri; Cichliformes; Cichlidae. The record is from RefSeq and is a predicted model, not a curated record.
GAAAGAGGAAGGACUGGACAGACAAAGAACGAGAGCAAACGAAAAAAGAAAAAACACAGAGGACAGUAAAACAGCAGAGUUAUAAAAGUGUUGAGUCCUGAGGUCAAAGGUCAACUUCAUAUUAGUCACAUGACUAAAACCAGGAAAAGGAGAAGUGGGAUCACUCCACAGCCUGCUUUAUCUUUACAGCACAGCAGAAACAAAGCUUUCUGGACAGUAAUGAACCAACUUAUUGAAAGAUGAUUCGAAACUUGCUGGAACAUGAGGUCUCCCCGGAUGAGGAUUGUCACCAAAGAGUGUCUUUAAUCUUGCAUCUUUCACUCAUACCAGCAGUGUUGAUUGCAGGGGUGCUGUCAUUCCUUCAGAAACGAGCCCAGAGGCUGGCCAUCGACGACAGACUGCCAUUCCUAGAUCGACGUUUUGCUAUAGUUGUCCCUUUGGAUACUGUAGGCAGCCUCAGCAAUCGUUGGUCUUAUGGCUUUGCUUUUGGGGCCGUAUCAAGCAGCGUCUUGCUCCUGUUCUCUGAAAACUACGUCCCGUUCACUGUUCCAUCCUGGGCCAGAGCUUUUGUGUACCUGAUUGGAGCUUUAGAAGUGGGCUUGGUGUAUUUGCCUUUCUUUGCCUGUCUGUCCACACCAUUCAGAAUGACAGGGGCAGUGCUGGGAAUACUCUACUCUCUAUUUUGGAUAGGAAUUACAGCCUGGGAAACAGUCACUUGUCCCAGUGGUAAGAUACUGGGUAAAUACCAGAAGGUGAUUUCCCAGUGGCCCCGUAUGCUCUCCCUCAUCUUCCUCUUCGGGCGAUUUAUUUACAUCCUGGUCAAAGCUAUUCGAAUACGCCUGCACAUGGAACAAGAGGACUCUGCAGAGCUAACUGAGCGACACCAGGUUCAGCAUGUUAAGAGACUGCUGCGAAAGACACCCGGACAUAGUAUGCCACUUACCUGGUUCCAAAGGAGAGUUUAUGAGUGGGACCCCUACUUCAAGUUUCCCAGCAGAAUCAUUGGCACUGUUGUAAUAUCCCUAAUAGGCCUAUAUACGAUGACACUAGCAGACUACAGUGUCAGUAGUUCUACUUUUGACAAAAUUGAAACUUGGAAAAAUACACUGAAAGAUGUGGUUACUGCAUGUAACGAGACAGAAUCCCUGGGAUACAUGGUACCACAGCUGGAAGAAUUUAUCGUCGUGGCCAGGAAAUCCUGGCUAGCCACCACCAUCUUUGCCAGUCUUAACUCUGUUGCCUACACCUUCCAUGUUUUGGCAUGUUACAGGAAACACUUAAGGAGGCUCUGGAAAGGACAGAAAGUCUUUCUUCCUGAGAAGUUUCAUAAGCCUAGAUCUGCUACGAGUGUGGCUUCCAUUGCAAGAUACUCGGGCUGGCAAAUCGCUUUCACACUGUGGGGCUACCUGAUUGUCCAUUUUGUCUACUUCCUGUUUGCUUUGCUGAUUGCUUACGUGGUGGUUCUUCCUAUAAUGAAUGGGAAAGUGCUUAGCAUGCUCUCCACACUGGGAACUAUAUUUCUGACCAUCUGCAUUGUAAUUAGCCUGGUGAUUCUUCAAAUAAUUUUGGUUCAGAUCUUCUUCCUUCAGAACAAAAUAGAUGCCACAGACAAAGAGAAACCUCUAGCCCUCAACAACAGGAAGGCAUUUCACUGCUUCAACUACUUCUUCUUUUUCUACAACGUGGUUAUGGGGAUGAGCACCUGCAUACUGAGGCUUCUUUUAAGCAUUGUGGUGGGAACAUGGUUGGUGUCUCGCAUAGACCGAACUAUUAUGCAGAGGGGGUAUGAGAACAUGGAUGCUGGCUACACUACAUGGAUUGGGAUGAUCUUUGCUGACCAUUAUCACAACAACCCAGUCCUGGUAUCUUUCUGUCAGAUGCUGGUGUCAAGUACGCUGCAGAGACACAAUUCAUCUGCUUACUCCACAUUCGACAAUAAUGUGUCAGAACCCCCUGUGAACAGUCGGGCCAGGAGGCGUUGGGCUUUGCUUUACACAUUACUAAGGAACCCUCCCCUGAUCAUGCUAAGAAAGCACCACCUCUCCUCAUCAUCUCCCCCAGCAGACACAGUGCUGCAGGCUUGGAUUUUGGCAUCUCAAACACAGAGGCAACAGGCAUUGUCAAAGCUGCCACCAGAGAUCAAAUUGUCACCAGAAGAAGACUGUUAAUAACACAUUUGAUUCCGGUUCUUUAAAAAAAUAUAAGCUGGAAUCCAAUGAAUGACGAAGACCUUUAAUGGAGACUUGCUAUAAAGCAGAAGGAAGUUUUUCAGCACUGCCAUCUGACUAACCUAAUCUCACUACCUGUUAUGUCACCAGCUGAGAGUGCCAUAAAUAAGUUUAAAACAACUUCACUAAUUUGCUAGUUAGUGAAUGUACUUCUUUUUAAUUGAAUUCUGUGGCCUAGGGUCUGUGGGUUUUAUGUGUGUAUUGUUUUUCACAAAUACAUAGUUUUUACUCAGACUUGGCAUAAGAAUUCAAAUAUGAGUUCAUGCCAUCUCUUUCCCUGACUCAGAAUGAAAGCAUCUGCUGUGAAGGCAAAUGAAAAAAAUAUAAAUGUAUAAAUGCAAGGAUAAACAAACCUUUGUAUAUUGUCACAACCUCUAUAACAUCUCGAGUUGGAGCUGGCCAUACAGUUACUUGACCUACACUACACAGCUAUUGUGCUUGUUAUUUUUAUUUUGUCUUGGCAGCAUAAAAUCUAACUGCUAAUAAACACUACUUUUUCCUUAAAUGUCUGGUUGUGUUUAAUA